GGCCGAGAACAGACCCUCGGCCGCGGCGCUGCUGCGGCUGGCGGAUUCGGGCUCGCCUCGGCGGAUGCGCGGCCACCCCCGCGACCCGCUGCAGCCUGGGCCGGCCGCAGCUUGGGACCGCAGGCGCGGCGCGGUGCGGAGCUGCCCGCCCGGUUCUGGGCGGUCCUCCAGAAGCCGGCACCAGCCGGGCCUCCUCCGCGAGGCGCUCGGCGGCGGCGGGCAAUCCUCCGGCCUCGGGCUCAUCCCAGGCCCCGGCGCGGCAUUCGACCGCGUGCCCCUCGGCGGCGGCGGCCACGGCGGCGGCGGGCACCGUCAGCCGAGGACGGCGGGGGGCACCCUGCACUUCACGGUGCUGGUCCCGGUGCUCCUGCGGCCCCCGCAGCGGACCGAGGAGGAGGUAGCGGGCAUCGGCACGACCUGGACGCUCACGGACGACAAGGACCCAGAGGCCUUGCGCGCCAGCACGUGCGGCGUCUGCCUGGAUCCCUUCGAGGAGGGCUAUGGGUAUGGGUGUGUGUUGCUCGUUCGUCACCCCCCCGAGGUCUGGCACGCCGACUGCAUCCGCCGGUGGCUGCGGCAGGGGCAGGCCCAGACGUGCCCGCUGUGCCGCGCGCCGGUGGGCCCGGAUGCCGGCGCGGUGCCCACGCCCCCCACCAUCGCCCUGGAGGUUCGGGUGGCGCUCCCGAUGCAGAACGCCGGGCCGGUCCUCACGCAGGACCUCUUCCGCGACCUCCUCUACCUGGCCCUGCUCCCCGCCACCGGGCAGGCCAGCCGCACCUUCGAGGGCCACCUCCCCGCGGCCCUCGGCGGCGGCCACGUCUUCGCCACCGUGGGUACGCUGCCCGGAGGACCAGCCGGCGGUGCGCCGGGCGGCCUGGCCGCGGCGCUGCCCACGCCGGCCGACCUCUCCGAGGUCGUGCGCCAGCUGACCGCCGCGGCGCUGGGGGCCUCCGGGCUGCCGGUCGGCGCCGGCGCGGCCGGCGGCGGCCCGCCGGGGCUCUGGGCGG
Messenger RNA from Prorocentrum cordatum, 1007 nucleotides. Lineage: Eukaryota; Dinophyceae; Prorocentrales; Prorocentraceae. The record is from the annotation of a GenBank genome assembly.